ACAUGCAUUUUUUUCCCUCGUCCCUCUUGCUUAGAAGUGAUUUUAUGCGCUAAACAGGCAGCCAACAGACGCCUGUCGUCGGGGUAAUGGGCUGGCGUGUGCACAGGGGGGAGGGCAGCGGCUGGUCUUUGCUUGCCUUCACCGGGUUAUGAGUAAGGCAAACACCUGGCUAGGGGGCGUCGCCGCGGUGCUGGUCUCAGUACUUGCCUCCCACCGCUAGCCAGUAGUACUCUCGGCUUGUUAAUGGCCGCAGAAUGAGCCACUGAAUCUGUUAAAUUCCCCAGGUCAUGGUGAGUGCGCUUCAUACAUUCCUUAUCUGGGGUCUUUUACCCGAGGACCCGGAGGCUGUCGUGCUCGAGGCAGUAAUGAUAAUAGUUCGGUCGUGACGUAAUUUGCAUCCUUAAGCUCGCGUGGGUUGAGGGAAGCCAUUGUGCGGCAAGGACGUUCCGUAGAGUGUGCGGGAGGUGGCUGCUGCCAUCUCCUCCCCGGCAUGGUCUUUACUGUGGAGUGUAUCACCUGCAGGGCGCGAGGGUGGCGGUAGGAGACCUUUGAGGGGAUGGUGAUGACCUCUGCUGCGCCACGGACUGCACCGAUCAGACCCACGCGGUACGUCGUUGCGAGGCAGUAAUGACGCACAUCUCGCCGUAAUGAACCACCGCGAGGCUCAUCAGCGCCACGCCGCCAAGAUGAAGGGACGAAUCAUAAUUGAGUAGAUUCUCCUGACGUGGCGCCGCCGCGAGCCAGGCAGCCGUCAACACCUCGGGCAGGGGCGCCAAGGCCGAAGAGGUGCACCCUGUUGACGAAAAUUUUUGCCAAUUGACCUUAGCACAUUGUUCAACGGGCCCGGCGGCGCUCACGGCCAAGUUCUCCCACACGCACACACACACACACACACACACACACACACACACACACACACACACACACACACACACACACACACACACACACACACACACACACACACACACACACACACACACACACACACACACACACACACACACACACACACACACACACACACACACACACACACACACACACACACAAAUGCACACCAAGACGCACACACACACACAAAUGCACACCAAGACGCACCUCGGUCUGGGUCUGCACCCUCCGCUGCUCCCUCUUCGUAAACACUCACGCACAGAAUGCAACGCGUAAUUUUCACGCUUCACACCUGGCGACACGUCCGCUGCAUGACCAGGACGGGAGUAAAUGCCCUGUGUGACACGUGGAGGUGGGGCGGGGUGGAGCGGAGAGGAGGCCAGUAUGCCCCUGACUGUGGUGGAGGGAGGGUGUGUGUGAGUGUGCGUGGCGGUGCUGCUGGUGUUCCCCGCUUGCCUACCUUCCUACCUGCCUUCCCUCACACCUGAGCUGUCUACCUCACAUGCUCUUGUAGCUUCCUUUCUGGUGGCGGUGCUGGUGCCGGGGCCGGUGUAGCUUCCCCUGUAUAUAGUCUGUAGCCAUAGAGACGGGUUUUUCAUCUCGCCACGCUGCCUCCCAUGUAAGGAGCCGGGUCUGCCCUGGAUGUAUCUGGGCCGCGGCAAGGGUGGCCUGAGUGCAGUGUUGUCGGCUGUGGUUGAGGUGGGUCGUUUCAGGCGAGAUGGCAUCGGUGAGUAGAGCGGAACACGGUGGUGGCGGGCGGUGGAGCCUCACUUCCCGAAGCUCCGCCGAGUAACCUUCCCCUCAGAAGAUCUCGUCCCGGAGACCGAUGACCAGGGGACUCGAAGGACAAAGCUCGUGAGUGUUGUGACCUGUGGAAGAGCGAGUCGCUGGCCGGCUGUCGGCGGUGGGUCGGCAUGAUGGGGUGAAUCGGCCGGGACCUUGCAAUACCGCCAGCUGGGCGGGGCCGGGUCAUGCAGUGCGGGACGGGGUUCCCAGGGCAAGGGGGCAGGGGGGCCGAGGUCGGGGGGAGUGGCCGGGGCCCUGACGGAUGGUGAUCCCAUGUAUGCUGCUCGUGGCGGCCCCAAGGGGGAUGUCUGCCACCCCAGUAGCGCUCCAGGGGCACGCCUCCCCCCGGCCAGCAUGCAGGCUCCGGCAUCAGCCCGGAGUCUGCCUGGGUCUGGGGGCGGCGGGAACCCUUCCGGCCACCUGACCAAACCCUCGCCCCGCUCCCUUCACCUGCAGCAGCUGCCGUCGCGCUUCACCCGGCUGGGGAGGUCCCCGGACGUCGAGAAGCCCGACCGAGUGUGGACGGUGCGGGGCGAGACUGGUACUGGGCCGCCAGGUCCGAAUGACGUCAUCAUUACUGACAUCUGCCUCAACCACAACCCCGAGCUGAGCCUCAACACCAGCUCCGUCAGGUCCCGCCAGCAACCUGAUGCCACCUCCGCCAUUCAGCAGUUGUCUGUUGUCGACCUACAGAAUCAGGUGAGCCAAGGGCCCUUUACCUCACGCCGCCCGGUGGCCCAGCCAAGCCCGCUCCCACGUGAGCUACCAGGGCUAGGAUGCAGCUUCUUCGGAGUUGCUCAAGCCUUCUUGGGUCGCAUGGUGACGCUAAUCUGUAGUGGCGAUCUAUGCGGGGGCCAGGGGGCGGCGCACCAGACCGACCCGGAGAGGGACGAGGUGGAGGAACUCGUGGACCACCAGCAGCCUGAACAAGUACCCGCGAGAACACAAGACACCACGCAGAGGGUGGUGGACACGCAAGAAACGCCUCGCGGAUACGACAACCCAAUAGUGUCCCCGCCGACCACCGCCUCAGGCCUCAGAGUGACCCCGGAGGUGGUGGUGACGCCCGAGAAGAGCGGCAGGAAGUCUCAAGCGUCGUGGGCGAUGCUGAGCGACCUGGUGAGGCUGCAGCACUCAGCACUCCCCACCUCCUCUUCCUCAGCGGACGCCGUGUACAGCAGUCCUGGGGCCGCCUCUCACCUGCAGGUCCCUCAAGAGGGCGGUGGGGAGCUCCGAGCUGUUCGAUCCCUGCUGGAUAUACAGAGGGAGAGGGAGCGCGCACAGCUUCAUCCUGCCCGGUACCUGGAUGAUCUACGGGUCCUCUAUAACAUUCACAGGCGGGAGCUGGUGUCGCAGCUGGUGUACCGGGAGGCCGGCCAGAUCUUCCAGCGGGAGGGGGCGGCGGGGGAGCCACCGCCCCUGCGCCGCAUGAUUACAGCCCCCACGCACACCGUCACCGAGGAGGACCUCAAGAUACAGGAGUCAAGAAAGAGACUCAUUAGGAAGAUAGCCUCCCUGCGGCCGAUAGUGUCCCCUCGUGGGCUGGAGCCGGAGCCAUGCUGGGAAGAGAGUGAGUUCGUGCUGUCGUGCCUUCAAGCCCACAACCUGUACCGUGCCCGCCACUCCUCCCCGCCCCUCACUCUCUCCAACAAGCUGUGUCGGAUGGCUCAGGAAUGGGUGAACCAGCUGGCGCACACCGGCACACUGCGGCAUCGUGGAGACCCUGAACUCGGAGAGAACCUCUUCUGCAGGAACACGGCGCUCAUCCUGCGGGGCCGCACCUCCGUCAUGCCGGACAUUACAGGCGAAGAAGUGGCAGCCUAUUGGUACAGUAGCGUCCGGCAGUACAGGUUCAAUAGGCCGUCCAACAAACUACAGGCCAGCCAGGUGUUGCCAGCUCACCCUUGCUCACCGAGGUGGUACUCCCGCGCAGGGCCGUUCACGCAGAUGGUAUGGCAGAGUAGCCGCGAGUUUGGAGUGGGCAAGGCGAGGAGCAGGUCGGGCAAAAUCAUCGUGGUGGCGCAUUAUUCUCCUGCAGGUAACAUGGAAAAUGACUUCAAAGAAAACGUGCAUCCGCUAAACACUCGCGCCCUGGCCGCCGAGAUCCUGGGCCAGACUCCCUCCACAGUGGCGCUGGAGGGAGUGGACGGGCGGACGGUGGAGCGGGUAAUGCGCGUACUCGCUGCCCAACCACCUCGCCUCGUGGGCCGCAACGCCACCAAGGUCAUCGCUGCUCAUCUGCUUGGUCACACAGCUUCCCUGGUGAACACCCCUGACGAAGAGCUUCGCGUCGUCAUUAAUAGACCAGUAAGUCGCAAGCGGAGAGGGUUUAAGAGAAGGUCUUCAGAAGCAGGUCGGACAGCCUCUGAAACUACUUCCUCCAAUGUCCUCGGUGGUCUUCCUGAACUCUCGUGCUGCCCAACGAGGUUCAGGCUCAGAGCACGGGCAUCCGUGUCUCCAGCAGACAUUCAGUCGAGUGUGAUGCAUGAGCCUCCAGAAGGUGGUGAUCGCGAGGGUGAAGUGGCAAGCCCCUCUAGAAACUGGCUUCAGCCUCAUAGUGCGGAGGGCUCAAAAGGCGGGGCUGAUGAAGGUCCGACGGAAGUGAUAGAACUACAGAGGGGAGAUUUAGGCACCCCUUCGUCGGAUGUUGAGGUGAUUAGUUCCUUAAGCUUUAGUGCCAGUCCUAAAUAUUCCUCUUCUAGAUCUAAGAGACCUCGUUUAAAGAAGACUGGGCAACAGAACCCUAUCAAUUCAGACUCAAGUACGGACCUUGAGGUCAUUAGAAGGGAAUCCUUUGAUUCUGUAGAUUCUCAAUCACAUCCGGAACCCAAGUCUGGGAUCCUGCGACAAGAUGCAGGUGUGAGAGAAAACAACGAGUCUGUACGUGAUGGAGUGACGGAGCCUGGUGUAGACAAACACAGCAAAGGUCUCAAACUUCCUUUCGAGGUAAAGAAAACAGAAUAUGGGCAACUGAACUACUACGCACUUAGUCCUAUGCGCUACUGAGUGGCCUGCCGUCGGUCUGACCAUCAGUUACAAAGAACACAAACAUUGCUGACAGAGGUACACGUAGAUAUCAUGAUUUAUCGAAUCGAUAUAAUUUCAUUAACUUCUUUCGAAGCAUACUUCAUUACGUGGGAAUGAGUGACGUCAAAAUGGUGUGUGAAUCAAAUUUCCAAGUGAAAACAAAUCUCGUGAAAGUGAUCUUGGCGGCGGUUGUUGAUGUGAUAAUUUCCAGAGUGUUGCUGUUGUUGUUAGUUAAGAAACUUGUUAUUACGUGCCUGAAAUGUGCCAAGCUAGAGCCUUUCUUCAUGGUCUCGGGAGGCAAGGUUUUGUGGCAAGCAUCCAUCGUGUCUCUUUUGUUAUGUACCUUCCAUUUCUUUACAGUACUUGUCCUCACGUGUAUAAAUACAUCCCAUGCUAAGUUAGCUCAGCUCACCUCAAGUCAUGUGAACGAUGUUUGCCACGAAAGACAAAACUUGCCAUGCACGCUUCUCUAUGCAAUACAAAUUAUUCCUGUAUGAAGUUAAUCAACAUUUUGUAACUGCCUUUGCGAUCUCCAAGUGGUAGUUUUAUUGGAGUGAAUCACGUAUUUACGAGUAUUUACAGUUCUCAUAUAAUCGGUUCUUAAAAAUCCCCAAACGAAGUCUUGGUGAUAAUAUUUAUACAUUAAGGAUAUAUAAUGGUUAUUCAUAUCGUGCAUCUCCAUUACUUCUUUUAUAUGAUUUAUCUUUACAUCUAUUUUUACAUAAAACCAGUGAAGGCAGUUAACAGCUUUUUUGUCUGUCGGCUCGGGACGGGGAUGUGAUGUCAGCAUAAUAUAUUUUCAUGUGCAGAUACAUUUAAGUGCCUUGCAAAUUAAAUGUAUCUGAAGAAUCAAAUUGAUAUUGUUGUUACUGUUAAACUUGUUAUUCAGUGUAAGAUACUUAUUCAACUUUUUUUCCAGUAUUAAAAUACAUAGGUUGCCUUAUACACAGAAUGCGACCCUAUGAGCACAUAAUGAAACCAACCGAUACUCUUGUUUUGUGUCUCGUGACGAUGAGCUGUACGUGUGUCAGUGAGAGAAUGACUGAUGCAGCGUGUUGAAAUCUUGUCUGUGUUUACAUUAUCUUGUAUGUUUACAUUAUUUUGACUAGUGACUGAGGCUGUGUACGUUCAUAUCAAUGUGUUUCCCUUAGCUUUAUUUCUAACUGCUGCAUUUUUUACUUUUUUUUUUUUCAUGUUGCCAGACAGUACUGCUCGUGGUGGUGUUGCGGCUGCCGACUUUGGGACAAGGGUGCAAUUUUUUCCGUGUAAAAUUUGGAUGGAGAUUAACAAAUUAUUUUUGCAACGACGUUCCUUCAAGAGUGCUCACCUUAUUAAAUUUUCCAGUUAAUGUUGGUCGAAUAGUAUGACAAAGGCCGGAAAAAUGUGAAUUUGCAUGACUUAUAUCUUUUCUAGAUUUUAUAGCCUACCAAUUAAAAAAAUAUAUAAUAAUAAUAAUACAUAAGCGUCCAUCUUAUCAAAAUCUAGCAAUUUAAAUCAAAAUAUUUUGUAUUUCUCGUGUCAUUUUGGCUUUUAAUUCCUCUUCAAAUAAGGAGGUUCACGUAACAACAUGGAGCUCAAGCCCCAAAAUGCCCAUAAUGUCGCGUACACAAAUCACUCAGAUACGACGAACUAGAAGUUGAUUGAUGAACGAAAAUUUAUUCAAACUAUGUAGGCUGAUUGUUAUAAUAGAAUAUUACACUGCGUUUCUUAGGGAUUUAUUAUUAAAAAAAAUAUAAAAAAUCCUUACUAAUUUUCCAGUACGUUAGAGUUGAAUGAAUAAUUGUACUCCAGAUCACAAGCUGUCAUGCAAAGGCAUUGCCUUUGCAUUGGGUCUUCGUCUGACUUUGAAAUUGUUCUUUAGUGACGAUCACAUCGGUAGUAUAGAAAGCUCGCUUAUUUCUUCUAGUAACUAGAAAAUACGCCUCGCGGUGCUAUCGUGGAAUGGUGGCUAGUUCAACCGCUGAGCGAGCGACAAAAUGUUUUAUAUGUAUAUUCAAAGCAACACUAUUCCGUAUUCCUCUGCGUCUUUGUAUGAUUACUGAUAUUGAGGAAAAUACAAAUAUGAAAUUUUUAUAACUUAUCAGAGACGACAGCCUAGAUAGACAUGUUUCCUGUAUUUUUGUGUAUUUAAGUUUCCGCGGGGGAAACAGCUGACAGGCGUCCCGCAGGCCGCUGCCACACCAGCCUGUGCUCGAGUCCACACGUGGCGACGUGACUACUUAUGGACACGGACGAAUUGAACACGGGCUGUACAUCUUAGCUACAUCUGACUAAUGAAACGAGGUUUGCUUAAGUAACUGAAGUACUCGAAACGUACUGCAAGCAUGUAAGGAAUCUGUAUUGCAUCUAGAAAAAAAAAAAAGAAAAAAAAAAACCGGUAUUGAGUAACGAGUGUUUCUUGGCCUGUGAGGUGAGUGCCUGCUGGAAGAAGUACCUGCCGCUCACUGAUGUGACCGUACGCAGAACUUCGUCGUCUCUGAGUGUUUGCUAUGUACCAUCAGUGGCAUAAUGGUAGUGAGGUGUCGCUAGCGCUCAGUCUGCCUGUGCACCAAAGCACUCGCUGCAGUGGGAUUGAUGGUUGACACGAUUCUUCGUUGAGGUUAAGUCAAAGGCGCCUUUCAUAUUUUAUGCUUGAGCAGACUGUGCCUCAUGUCUUAGGGCAGUGCUGUGAUUAUCUCCUUCGCACAGAGUUAAGGUUAAAAGAAUACCCAUAAUCAAAACUGAAUUGAUGAAUUGGCCAAAAUUUGACAAUAUUUGCCCACAGCUCGUUAUAUAGACUGGGCAAUGGAGUAGUAAAUGUAGCUAAUAGCGAUGGGCGAUAUCGGCUGUAUUGCAAAUUGAUAUCUUAUAGAUUACUUUUUAUUUAUUUAUUCAUUUUCUAUAUCAAGUAUCAGUUACUGAGCACCACUGCUGAUACCUUGAGCUGUGCCUAAUGCUAACUUUUCACAUAACACCAUUCUUUGAAAAAAAUAAUAAUUAGUAAUUAGCAGUCUUACAUUACAAAAGUCUCUCUCUCUCUCUCUCUCUCUCUCUCUCUCUCUCUCUCUCUCUCUCUCUCUCUCUCUCUCUCUCUCUCUCUCUCUCUCUCUCUCUCUCUCUCUCUCUCUCUCUCUCUCUCUCUCUCUCUCUCUCUAGUGACUGUCAGUCAUGUUCCCAGUGAUGUGGGACAACAAGGAACUGCCAAAUGCAAAAGUAUUACUGUAUCUCUGCCUUUCAGUAUACGUAGGUUUGCCUUUACAUGUUCUGAUAAAUUAAUUUCUUGAAGUUGUCAUACUGGAAAAAAAAAUAUAUGUAAGAGGACUGUUGAUGUCUAUGUAGCCACAAGUACAUUUAAUAUCUGAUUAAUAUCUGAUCAUUUAAUAGCUGAUAUAACCACUGAUAUUGCUCAUCCCUAGUAGCUACAAAAUCAUAAUUUUGGGAACUUUUUCACACAGGUUUUAAUACAACAUAACUUGUACUUUUGUCUCUUGACAAUUCAUUACUUCCAGCAGCAUCAAAGAUUGCAAGUGUGUGGGCAAAUAUGUUGAUGUCAUUUUUUUUUUCUUCUUCUUUAUUUUAAGUGUACCUCUAUGAAUGUACAAUUCAUGGAAAUACAAACACCAACCACUAAAUUUAUUUGCUCCAGUCUCUCAGGGUUGUGCAGUAUCAUAUAUAGAAUAAUCUAAUUUUUUUAGGAAAUGGCAGUACUGCUGUGACCUCAUUUAUAUGGAUGUAAUGUGAAGUAAUAUAUCUCAUGACAUUAAACGCAGACAUUAGUAUAUGACUGGCUGAUAUUUUUCAUGUGGAUAACAUCAAGCAUUUUGACAUAAUUUUAUUAUGUAGCUAUUUUAUUUUUAUCAACAAGAAUUUCCUGAUUCCAAAUGGCACCAUUCUACCAUUGUAGCAAAGUAAUCAUUUAAUAUGGUUAACUGGAAAUCAUUAUCAUUUGAUGUUACUAUGUCAGGUAAUCUGAAUAUCAUACAUAAUGUAUUAUGGUAACUCAUCAGUGUAGCUCAGUUUUUCUUUUUUUUCCAGCAAGUGAAACAAUUAAAAUAAAAUAGGGUAUUCAUUCCACUGUUGGUUGGAAAAUGUCAUUUGUAUUAUUAUGUUUUAUAAAAUUUAUGUGCAGAUGUGUAGUAAUUUUGAUAUGUAGGGCACAUUAUUUCCUCAUAGUGUUUGGCAGCACCUCUGAGUGUGUCUGGUGUUGAUGUGUUGGGUGUGGCAGGUGAUGGUGAUGGGUGUAGGAGACUCACCUUACCCAGAAAAGACAAUUUCAUACAAAUUUCCAAAACUGUUACCUUCUCUAUAAAAAUUAAGCCAACUUUGUUCUUGUUCAUAUUUGUUUAUACAUUUCCUAGUUUGAAAUGUUCCUUAUCAAUAAAACAAAAAAUUCUUUGUGUGUGGGGAUUGCCUUAUGAGGGCCAAGAAUAAAUGUAUAUCAAGCUGGUACUUGAAACACAGGGUUUAUGGGUCCAAGAAAUAUUGGGAAAAAGCAGAAAAAUAAAUUGCAACAGCUAGUGCCUAAUUUUCAUGAUGGAAUAAUAAUACUUUAUUGUAUUACAGUUAGUAAUAGCUUGUUUUAUUGAUCAGCACAAGGCAAUUUACAUAUACAAAUACAUUUGUUCUGUGUAAAAGUUAUGAAAGUUGUGAUUUUCAUACUAGUAAAACCAUGGUAUGAUGUAUUUCAAUAAAACAUUUCAUCUUGA
Messenger RNA from Scylla paramamosain (green mud crab), 9392 nucleotides. RefSeq lists its product as uncharacterized. NCBI's taxonomy places the organism in Eukaryota, Metazoa, Arthropoda, Malacostraca, Decapoda, Portunidae. Bases 1954 to 4686 code for a protein of 910 amino acids. The transcript is spliced from 10 exons. The record is from RefSeq and is a predicted model, not a curated record.